Molecule: messenger RNA, 1806 nt
Organism: Macadamia integrifolia
Lineage: Eukaryota; Viridiplantae; Streptophyta; Magnoliopsida; Proteales; Proteaceae
Product: beta-amyrin 28-monooxygenase-like
Exons: 3
Coding region: 17-1504 (495 amino acids)
Biological process (GO): sterol metabolic process
Molecular function (GO): monooxygenase activity; oxidoreductase activity, acting on paired donors, with incorporation or reduction of molecular oxygen; heme binding
Source: RefSeq, a predicted model, not a curated record
UGACUUGCCAUACCAAAUGCUCUUUUCCUCAAAAGAUCAUUCAUUUUACAGUGAUAUGGCACUCUUGUUCCUCUCCCUGCUUCUAACAAUUAUUUUCGUCUCACUCUUAUCGGUUUUCUUCCACUCCUUCACCUUCAAAUACAAGCGUGUGAAUGGUGCUCACCUUCCCCCGGGAAGUUUAGGAUGGCCUUUCAUCGGUGAAAGUCUUGAGUUUCUCUCAAUGGGUCGGAAAGGUUCACCGGAGAAAUUCAUCACCGAUAGGAUAAACGACUACUCCACUGAUAUCUUCAAGACUUCAUUACUAGGUGAAUAUAUGAUAGCCUUCUGUGGUGCUUCUGGGAAUAAGUUUCUCUUCUCCAACGUGAACAAGCUUGUAACUCCCUGGUGGCCACGCUCUGUUGAGAAGAUAUUCCCCACUUCUCUCCAAACCUCAACUAUUGAGGAAUCCAAGAAGAUGCGUAAGCUGUUACCAGGUUUCUUAAAGCCGGAGGCACUGCAGCAGUAUCUUGUAAUUAUGGAUUUGAUUGCUAGGAGACAUAUGGAAACUAGUUGGGCUUAUAAGGAAGAGGUCAUAGUGUUUCCUCUUGUUAAGAGUUACACCUUCUCAUUGGCCUGUAAAUUGUUCAUGAACAUUGAAGACCCUGAUCAUCUAGCGAAGUUUGCUAACUCUUUUAAUGUCUUGGCGGCCGGGAUCAUAUCGAUACCUAUAAAUCUCCCGGGGACACCAUUUUACCGUGGGAUCAAAGCCGCAGAUAUGGUAAGAGAGGAGCUGUUAAAGAUAAUUAAGAAGAGAAAGAAUGAUUUGUUGGAGAGGAAGGUGUCACCAACACAAGAUAUAUUGUCACACAUGCUUACAAUGACCAACGAGAGUGGGCAGUUCAUGAAAGAGAGAGAUAUUGCAGAUAAAAUUCUUGGGUUGUUAAUUGGUGGCCAUGACACUGCAAGUUCUGCCAUAACCAUCAUCAUGAAGUAUCUAGCAGAGCUACCCAGAAUCUAUGAUAAGGUUUUGAAAGAGCAAAGAGAGAUUGCUGCAUCAAAAGAAGCUGGAGAAUUGCUAAACUGGGAAGAUAUUCAAAAGAUGAGGUACUCAUGGAAUGUAGCAUGUGAAGUAAUGAGACUUGCCCCACCCCUUCAAGGAGCUUUUAGAGAGGCGUUAACAGACUUCACCUAUGCUGGCUUCUCCAUUCCAAAGGGAUGGAAGAUAUAUUGGAGUGCAAGUUCAACACACAAGAACCCCAACUAUUUUCCACAUCCUGAACAGUUUGAUCCUGCUAGGUUUGAAGGAACUGGGCCUGCUCCUUAUACAUAUGUUCCUUUUGGAGGAGGACCUCGCAUGUGCCCCGGAAAAGAGUACGCUCGAUUGGAGAUACUUGUUUUUAUGUACCAUGUGGUUAAUAGGUUCAAAUGGGAGAAAAUUAUCCCUGAUGAGAAGAUAAUUUUUGACCCAUUUCCAAAGCCAGCAAAAGGACUUCCCGUUUUCCUUAAACCUAGUAUCAAGCUAUAGAUGUGGAUGCACCAUCCCAUUACCACGGCACCGAUAGUGCAUACUUCAACACCUGCCGAACAAGAUUCAAUAGUAGACAUAUUAAGUCCAUAAGUGUAGAAAUUGUGUUAGAGUCUUCUGAGGAUAUGUGUAUAAAAGUUGUAAAAGAAACCUUUAUUGUAGUCAUAAUUUUAUAGCCAAAAGCUUCUCUGAGCUGCUAGCGGAGGGUAUGCUAGCACCUUUUAUCUCCAUCUAUCUACUACACACGUGAAAUGACCUCAUUGUCCUCCUGCAUAUAUAUGAAACUGCUCCAUCUCACCUCA